ACACGAUUCCAACCCUGACCUUGGACCGGUGCCAGGGGUCAGUGUCCCGGUCCUGCUCUGCCGGCCGUCAGGCGCCUGCGAGCAGCUUUUCUGAUCGUGUCCGGGCCACGAGGAUGGGCAGCCGUGCGGUCCGGGCGCAGCUGUACAAGCACUUAGACGUGGAGAGGAAGGUGGCCAAACAGGCCGAGGCCAGGCUCGGCCAGCGUCUGCAGCAGCUGGAGGUGGCCCGCCUGCGUCGCCUGGCGCAGCUGGCCCGGGAGCAGAGGCAGCUCCAGGCACAGCGGCAGCGGCUGUGGGAAGCAGGUAUCGUCAGGAAAAAGCGCUCCUCUUAUUUCGGGAAUGGAAUUCAGAAGCGACCGGAAGCCGUCCGCGUGUCCCCGCCACAGGGAGCGUGGACGCACGGAGCCCCACAGGCUGGUGGUGUUAGAGCACCAGCAACCAAUAUGGCCCAAGAAACACACAAACCCGAGUCCCAGAUGCCUCCUUCCUGUCACACUGGCCUCAGGGACCCCACGGUAAGCAAAGAGCCAUCGCCACCUCAAAAUCGCAGCGCGUCCUAUUUCAGAAAAGACAGGCCACCAGCCCGAAAGGAAGAGGCUCCAAGGCCAGCAAAGGGCUGUCCCGCCGGCGCGGGCGUCUCUGCUCUGUGUCGGGGUCAAGGUCUCCCAGCCGGCACAGCAGACCCAGGCCCCGGGGCCGGCCCAUCGGGCGACGGUGACGAGGCCCGAUCGGGAGCUGCCGGCCUGCAGCCAGACCUCAGCGUGGGGGAGCGGGUGUCCCCGAGGCCUCCAGGAUGUGCAGGGACCCUCAAGGGCAAGUCCUCAGGGGCUACCUACCUGGAGCUGUGUGCAAAGGCUGGACGCGCCCACUACCUGCGGCACAGGUUGCCCCCCGAGUCGGAGAGGCUGCUCAGCAUUGGGGAGAUAUUUGGGCACGGGGGGCCUGUGCCCCAGGGCAGAGAGGGGGGGAGCAGGGCGGCCGCCCAAGCCACCUCCUGUCUCACCUGCUACGGCCUCAGUGACAGUCACCAUGGUCACUGAAGAAACGUGCUCAGGUGGCUGCCUUGAGUGGUCGGCAACACACCGUCCAUUUCAUUUUAUAUCAUUUUUUCCCUUUGAUGGACCGUCACCUGUCACUGAAUCAGCAACGCUGCCCCGUGAAAAUGAGGGGAGACGUGACUCUAGGGACAUUUUAUGCGAUGCGCCCGCGUUGCGCAUGUCAUUGAGGAUGUGCG
Molecule: messenger RNA, 1234 nt
Organism: Hipposideros armiger (great roundleaf bat)
Lineage: Eukaryota; Metazoa; Chordata; Mammalia; Chiroptera; Hipposideridae
Gene: CCDC190
Product: coiled-coil domain containing 190
Exons: 3
Coding region: 114-1040 (308 amino acids)
Source: RefSeq, a predicted model, not a curated record